CAGAUGUGCUGCUAUCGCUGCAAAAGGUGGACAUCGGUGGACAUAGGUGGACCUUUUGCUGCUAUCGCUGCAAAAGGUGGACAUAGCAAAUAUUCGAGUUCAAAGUGGAUGAAAACAGACAGUAGGACUCAUUUCAAUUCAAGGCAUUUUUCAUCAACAUUUUGAAAUGAAAUCAUGUUUUCCAGGCAAAAAAGCUCAAUAUUGUGAUCUGUCAGCCGCCGUAUAUUUAUAUUCUAUUUAAUUAACUAUAUUUGGAAAUCCACUACUUCGUCAAAUGUACCCGUCACGUUAGGUGUUUUUGCCCAAGGUGUAUUGGUAUCGGAUCGGCAUCACUGAUACCAGCCUGCACUACUUGGAACGAAGCUGGCAGCUAGAACAUGAGUCACUGAACGAGUCACUGAGGGAGAACAACUUGGUUUGUUUCUUGCAGACAAGGUCGCAUGCACACCUGUUGGCCCGUACUGGAAUGAGCCCUCAUCCAGGACCCUGACUGUGGAUCUGAAGGAGCUGUGCGAUGGAUGAGUCAACGGAGGUGCGAACAGAUGGCAAUUCUCUGCUGAAGGCUAUCUCCCUGAGUCGGCUUCGUCUAACUCGGCUGCUGCUGGAAGGAGGGGCAUACAUCAACGAGAGCAAUGACUACGGCGAGACGCCGCUAAUGGUGGCUUGCAAGACGCGCCACUCAGAUGCACAGAGUGUUCCCAAACACAAGAUGGUUCAGUAUCUCCUGGAAAAUGGUGCCGAUCCAAACAUCCAAGACAAGAGUGGGAAAACUGCCUUGAUGCACGCUUGCCUCGCAGAGGCAGGGAGUGAAAUUGUGUCCCUCCUGCUGAGCAACGGUGCUGAUCCAACUGUGGAGGACACGGCAGGUUUGUCAGUGGUAGUUUACGCCAUUAAUGCAGGCAACAGGGACAUCCUCAAGAUCCUCCUGGACGCCUGUAAAGCAAAGGGUAAGGAGGUCAUCAUUAUCACCACCAACAAGCUGCCAUCUGGCCAUCAAACCACAAAGCAGUACUUAAAUGUUCCUCCACACCCUGACCUUGACGAGUGUUUGCACUGCACUCCAACCUGCGCUUCUCCAUACAACAUGCAGCGCCGAAUUUCUCCGCAGGGUUCUCCCCAGCCUCUCAGAAGUACACAGUGUCCUGGCCGAGGUGAUUCUCAACCAGGUUUUCCAUUACGUGUUUCUAAUGUGGAUAAGCGCCGUAGUCUCCAGAGAUUACACUCAGAGCAAUGGUCGAAAGGUCCCCCCACGCUGCUCCAGAAGAACCAGAGCUCCUUGCUGACAGAAGAGCGGGUAGAAACGCCACCUGAGGAGGAGCUGUCCUUCAGAGGCCUCAACAUCCACAGUCAGCCCCAAAGUACGGAUGUGAAAGACGCACCGCUGUCAGGGAGUGACAGCAGGGGGCAAAAUGCAAGACGCAUUGCUCGAAAGAUGUCAUAUGACAGCGCCGCAAGUGCACCGCAUUCCGCUUCACACCCUAACUUGCAUCAGGAGAACAAGUUUUCCACUGAAGCCACCUCUGCCAGCGAAAGUUCAUACGACGGUCUUGGACAGUUCAAUGUUUCGAGUCUGCAAAAUGUUAUUCUUCGACGUAACAUUGGCGCUGACCAUUACAGUUCGGAUUCUCAGUUGUCACAGUUUGGCAGCAAAGACAGAAGCUCAAAAGGACCAGCAAGGCCCAAGAUGGCAAACAGCAGGUCCUCCACCCUGUCGGGCUCCAGAGAGUCUCUGGAUUGUUCUAUUCAGCGAAGAGGGGUUGUUGGACUGGAACGAAGAGGCUCUGGGGCACUCCUGCAGGAUCACAUCGCCUCCACUCGGCCUGGUUAUCUCCCCCCUCUCAACCUCCAUGCUCCGAUUCCAGAUAUUGGUGUCAGCUCCGUCUCCUUGUGCCCGUGGACUGGGAGCAGCAAACCAGUGAAAGGUGGCUUUAAACCUAUUUUCCCGAGGGACCUGAAGUCGCAUACAACGCUGUGGAGGCGCCACUCCAUGCAGAGUGAGCAGAUCAAGCAGCUGGCUAACUUUGAACAAAAGUAGGAACCGAGUUUUUAAAAGAGAAAGUACACACGUCCUCUUUUGACUAUUUGGAAACUUUGAAGGACGACAUGCACGACUCGUGCUUUGGCUUAGCUUGCGCAUGGAAUGAAUUGCUUGUUAUUGUGUGACUGCAGUAAAUCAGUAAAGUGUUUCUCUCUCACUCCCAGAAAGGAGCACAAGGCUACACUCAGGGAAAAGCUGAUUUCUUUUCUGGUUGCCAAUAACAACUCAACACAAAUAUCAGCGUACUAUUUGGUACCUGGGCCUUCAGUGACGACUUAAGCGGCCCAAUCCACCUCUCAAUACCACCACCACCACGUCACAGUCAGCACGGGGGAUCAACACCAAUAUUACUAAAGCAAGAAACCCAGUUAACCCCACAAACCUCUACACUACAACAUCAUCUGGGGCAGUUCAGUCAAUAUUUAUCUAAUAACAUGACAAAAACAUCAAAAACAAAAUAACACACGUCACACUCCCACUCACUCCCGCUACCAGGGGAAGUGUUCAACACUGGCUGAUGAUCAAAUAUGCAUUAAACACACUUCUUCCUUCACACAGAACGAUGACCAGCACGGUGUCUGUCUUCUUUCUUCGUGUUGGAACAGGAUUCAUUCAACUCUGCGGUGUUCAUGUGAUGAUGCGUUCAAGUGCACUGAAAGCUUUGAAAAAUAGAGCUUUCAGGCAUCAAUCAGAGGAUGGAAAAAUGCUGACGUAACUGUGAGGCAAAUCAGAAAUCCGCCCCAUUGCUAAUGUGUAUGUGACGUGGGCCAGCACUCCUGAUUGUGAAGGCCCUGGGCAGAUUACAUUGAUAUGGCAACACAUAGAAGUUGAAAUCUGAUUGAAAACAUCUAAAACUGUUUCCAUGUACACAAAAGGCCUAUCUCUCUCAAAUAUUGUUCACAAAUCUGUCUCAGUGUGUUAGAGCAUUCAUCUUUUAUAGUCGACCUGCCUCACAGGUGUGACAUUUGAAGACGCUGAGGAGACAGCAUGAUUAUUGCACAGGUUGGCCACAAUAAAAGGCCAUCCAAAAUGUGCAGUAUUGGGGGUGGUCCAUGGGGGGUCCGAAAACCAGUCAGUAUCUGGUGUGACCACCAUUUGCCUCAAACACCGUCUACACCCAUCCAGGGCGUCCCAAACAUGCUCAAUGGGUGACACAUCGGGCGAGUAUGCUGGCCACCAAACUACUGGGAUGUUUUCAGCUUCCAGGGAUCGUGUA
This is a messenger RNA of Dunckerocampus dactyliophorus (ringed pipefish), 3254 nucleotides long. RefSeq names its product ankyrin repeat domain 34Bb (gene ankrd34bb). The transcript has 2 exons. Bases 515 to 2035 code for a protein of 506 amino acids. Gene Ontology annotation, molecular function: protein binding. The record is from RefSeq and is a predicted model, not a curated record. NCBI's taxonomy places the organism in Eukaryota, Metazoa, Chordata, Actinopteri, Syngnathiformes, Syngnathidae.